Messenger RNA from Fusarium verticillioides 7600, 2077 nucleotides. RefSeq lists its product as hypothetical. Bases 258 to 1742 code for a protein of 494 amino acids. Gene Ontology annotation, cellular component: fungal-type vacuole. The record is from RefSeq and is a predicted model, not a curated record. Gene Ontology annotation, biological process: proteolysis. Gene Ontology annotation, molecular function: serine-type carboxypeptidase activity. NCBI's taxonomy places the organism in Eukaryota, Fungi, Ascomycota, Sordariomycetes, Hypocreales, Nectriaceae. The transcript has 4 exons.
GCGACGUAGGCUUCAACUGAUUGACGCGCUGCCCUGGUCUUCAGAUUCAUCGGAAAACUACAAAAAUGUGCAUUGAGCUUCCUUAUCAAGACUAGAGCUGAUCCCCGACGGAUUGAGAUGCCGUGGAAGCGGGGUCAAAGAUAAGUUGAGACAGGACCUUUUGCAAGACCUUUUGCGACCUACCCUGUUUCACCGUCUGACAAUUCAUAACCGUCUUCAAUCCCGACUCAAAUUCUUCAUCGAGAAGUACUACAACAAUGGGCUUUUUAAAAACGGCAUUGCUCCUAGCGGGAACUUCACUUGGGGCUUUUGCCUCGCAGAUACCGCUCAAGGACACAGACUCACCGGAAGCCUCCACGUUUCAAGUUCACCAAAGCUCGCUAUUUCCAGAGCAUACGAUCCGCAUCAGAGAGCAGGUUGACGACUCCAUAUGCGACGCCCGCGUGAAGCAGUACACAGGCUGGCUCGAUGUCGGCAACCAGCAUCUUUUCUUCUGGUACUUUGAGAGCAAGAAUGCACCCAAAACAGACCCUCUUGUGCUUUGGUUGACGGGAGGCCCCGGCGGUUCUUCAAUGCUGGGAUUGCUUCAAGAGCUUGGACCGUGUCUGAUCAACGAGCAUGGUAAUGGGACGGUUCAUAACCCUUAUGGGUGGAAUGAGAAUGCGAACUAUAUCUUUGUCGACCAGCCUGCAAGCGUUGGCUUCUCGUACCUGGAUGAGGGAGAGCCGAUUCCGUCAAAUUCUUUCGUCGCUGCUGAGAGUAUGCACAAGUUCUUACAACUUUUUGUGAGCCAAGUAUUCCCGGAUCUUGCCGACAGGCCCUUCCAUAUCUCGGGAGAGAGUUACGGAGGCCACUAUAUCCCCGUACUGGGAGCGACUAUUGUUGCACAGAACAGCCUCUACCCUAAGCGACCUCAAGUCAAUCUCGAGUCAGUUCUCAUCGGCAACGGCUACGUCUCUCCCCUGGACACACACUUCGGAUACUGGGAAACACUUUGCACCACGAACCCAGGUGUUGACAAGCCUGUUUUCAACAGCACACGCUGUGACAUUAUGGCCGCGAACCUUCCGCGAUGUCUUGACCUCGCACGGGUAUGUUAUGAGCAUCCCGAUCAUGCUAUCUGUGGCGCUGCAGGCAAAGUCUGCUGGGACGGUGUCAUCAGUUGGUAUGAUGGAGAGUCCGGUACAGGGGGCAACAGGAACAGAUUCGACAUUACCAGGCCCUGCGAAUCUGGAGAUGAUCUGUGCUACAAGCAAGCAGGCCUCAUUGAGAAGUAUCUCAACACCCAGAAAGUUUUCGAUGCCUUAGGCGUACCCAGUGCAGUGACGAACUACUCCAUUUACGCGAUGGAUGUAGAAGUUGCUUUUAGUCUGGGAUACGACCAAGAAAUCAGCACCCAGUCACAGAUUCUAUACUUGCUCGAUCACGAUAUCGACGUGCUAAUGUACCAAGGAAAUCUCGAUCUUGCAUGCAACACCGCUGGUAACUUGAGAUGGAGCAAUAGUAUGCCCUGGAAAGGACAGCCGGAAUAUGUUGCGCAACGGCAGAGGUCCUGGGGAGCUGAUGGUGAUGAGUUUGGAUGGUAUAAGGAGGUCAAGAUCAAGAUGGGCGAGAGAGAUAAGAAAACUACAUUCGCUUUCGUUACUGUUGAUGGGGCUGGCCAUAUGGUACCUCAGGACAAGCCGAAAGAGGGUCUGGAAUUGGUGAACAGGUGGUUGAAGAAGAGAACUUUCAACAAAUGAAUCAAUCUUGACUCGAAAUUGGGAAUUUCGGAUUUGAAGUUGAGUAAUGACAGUAGUUGAGUACUUGGGCUUGCAGGACCUUCGUACAAUACAGAGGAAAGACGCCUGACGUUGGAAUGAGCCUUUGGAGAUAACACUAGGUAUGGGUGCCAAGGUUUCCCCAAGAACAUUUGUAUCAAGCAUCCAAGGACGCGUCCCGUUACUUUCCAUUGUUUUCCGCGGUUAUGAAAGCGACAUGUGGUUUGAAAGGAAUUCUUCCCACCAUUCGUCUCUGAGUGCUCGAGAUGAGAACAAAGAGUGUACUAAUGCAGCAUGAGCCCUUCCCUACUCAUCGU